Messenger RNA from Stereum hirsutum FP-91666 SS1, 830 nucleotides. RefSeq names its product splicing factor 3a. Gene Ontology annotation, biological process: spliceosomal complex assembly. The record is from RefSeq and is a predicted model, not a curated record. The coding region runs from base 64 to 726 and encodes 220 amino acids. Gene Ontology annotation, cellular component: catalytic step 2 spliceosome; U2-type prespliceosome; U2 snRNP. Lineage: Eukaryota; Fungi; Basidiomycota; Agaricomycetes; Russulales; Stereaceae. The transcript has 5 exons. Gene Ontology annotation, molecular function: nucleic acid binding; zinc ion binding.
CUGCGUCGACGCCGGUAAUUGUUCUCCUUCAACCCUACAUCCAGGACAGUCUCGUGGAAUAUAAUGGACUUUCAGAAUCGUGUUGGAUCAAAAUUCGGUGGAGGUGGUGUUGCCGGUGCAUCGGAGAGCAAUGUUGACAGGAGAGAACGGCUGAGGAAGCUAGCCUUAGAGACCAUCGACCUUGCCAAGGAUCCCUAUAUCCUUCGCAACCAUCUUGGGUCACUGGAAUGUCGUCUCUGCUUGACCCUUCACACCAAUGAAGGCUCCUAUCUGGCUCACACUCAGGGAAAGAAGCAUCAAACUAACCUUGCGCGACGUGCCGCUCGCGACAUGAAGGACAGCCAGCUUCAAGUCGCGCCACAGCAGCAAGCCGUCCAGCGCAAGGUAUUCCUCAAAAUUGGCCGUCCAGGCUAUCGUGUCACCAAAGUCCGAGACACAGAUACUGGGAAGGAGGGAAUGAUGGUCCAGGUUCAUUUACCACAAAUCAAGCCUGGAGUGACGCCUCGCAGACGGUUCAUGAGUGCAUGGGAGCAGAAGCGGGAGCCACCCAAUAAGGCCUACCAGUACCUCAUCGUGGCAGCAGAGCCCUACGAGACCAUAGCUUUCCGUAUUCCUGCACGUGAGAUUGAGGACGAGUCUGACGACGCUGGUUACUGGAAUUGGUCACAUUGGGACCCUGACACCAAGCAGUACAGUUUUCAGUUCAUGUUCCGUCUAGGUUACUGAUUGUAUCGUCAUCUACUUGUCUCAUUCCCCUGUAAACCGGUGUCGCCUCGUUAUGCAUGUUCUCACCCGCACGUUUCAUGAUUCUGCUUCAGUAGGGUGAAUGA